Messenger RNA from Rattus norvegicus (Norway rat), 800 nucleotides. RefSeq names its product claudin domain containing 2 (gene Cldnd2). NCBI's taxonomy places the organism in Eukaryota, Metazoa, Chordata, Mammalia, Rodentia, Muridae. The record is from RefSeq and is a predicted model, not a curated record. Gene Ontology annotation, cellular component: membrane.
AUGGGGGUGAAGAAGAGCCUUCAGACUGGAGGCAAUUUGCUUAAUCUCUUGAGCAGCGUCCUCACAGUACUAUCCACUACUACCAGCUACUGGAUCCGACAACAAGGGGGACACAGUGGCCUAUGGCAGGAGUGUACCCAUGGCGUCUGCUCCAACAUGCCCUGCCAGAACACCUUGGCAGUGACCACAGCAUGCAUGGUGCUGGCAGCAGCCUUCAGUAUCGUAGCUUUGGGGAUGGGGAUAAGGAUUCAGUGUCAAGAGGCCGAGUCACUACGUAGCCAAAAUACCAUUGUCUUACUUUUUCUCAGCGGGCUGCUGCUGCUGAUUGCAUUGACCGUAUACACUGCAAAGAAUGCCUGGAAGCCAGAAGUCUUCUUCUCCUGGUCCUACUUUUUCGGAUGGCUUCUGCUUUCUGCUUGCCGACAUGAUCAUGCAGAGCACCGAAGCCAUCAGCGGGUUCCCAGUGUGCCUGUGAAUGCGGCCUGCCUGGGGCAGAAUAAAGGAAUGGCUUUUAGCAUCGUCCCUGCGUGCUUUUCUGCGGAACGUAGAGACAUAAGCUUGAAGACUACAGGGACACGGAUAAAGUGACUUGUAGAGAGUUAAGGAGGUCAGAAGGAAUAUGGGAGGGUAGGAACGGAGACGUGAACUGUGAACUCUGGAACCAGGUGUGUACCCCGGGGAUUUGCAGGAGAUGCGGAAGUAGGGAGAGGGUGUGCAGACAAACCGACACCGGGUAGUCCUAGGGAACGUAGGCGCAGAGGAUGUGGGCACAGGGAGAGAGUACGGGACUCGGGGGAGUC